Phyllostomus discolor (pale spear-nosed bat) is the source of this 482-nucleotide messenger RNA. RefSeq names its product maestro heat-like repeat-containing protein family member 1. Bases 129 to 482 code for a protein of 117 amino acids. The record is from RefSeq and is a predicted model, not a curated record. Gene Ontology annotation, cellular component: cytoplasm. The transcript has 4 exons. Lineage: Eukaryota; Metazoa; Chordata; Mammalia; Chiroptera; Phyllostomidae.
ACCUUUGGGAAGCCAUUCAUCUUCUAGAGCCCUGUGAAGUGGGAGAGCAGUUAUCCUGUAGGCUGAGUGCUGCAUGGUCUUUAAGAGCUUUUCCCCCCUUCCUGGGGCCUUAUGGUUGGGCGGGUCCCAUGCUCUUUCCUUUGUUAGAUCACUCUGAGGAGAACCUGAGUCAGAAGGAAUGGGACGACAGGCUGCUCCCGUUUUUAAGUCAGUCUUUAGUGGCCAUUGAUGAUGACAACUGGCUGCAGCAGCUGGUCAGAGUCGUGUUGAAGAUGAUAACUUCCUUCAGCGAUGAUGGAGACAGAGACGACAAGGCUUUCCUGUAUAAAUUCUUUGGCUUCUCCCUGCGGACCUCAAGGAAUGAGGAAGUGAUCAAGAUGUUGCUGUCUGCCCUGCUCCACACUUCCCAUGAGGAGCUGCAGGACAGGGAGGGCAUUGCUGUGGCACUCAGUUUUUCAUGUCCAGGAAACAUCGGAAGUUAG